This is a messenger RNA of Colletotrichum phormii, 710 nucleotides long. RefSeq lists its product as uncharacterized. The record is from RefSeq and is a predicted model, not a curated record. Bases 124 to 585 code for a protein of 153 amino acids. The transcript has a single exon. Lineage: Eukaryota; Fungi; Ascomycota; Sordariomycetes; Glomerellales; Glomerellaceae.
GUGACAUCUUGCUACGUUCUGAGAUGCGACCAAACUUUGAGACUGGUUCAGGUCCGCCACUUGUUUUUGGAUAAUCCCAAUAUCCCAUCCGUUCCACGUGGAAGCCCUGCAGUUUCACUUGACAUGAUCCAGGGCUUUUACCCUGACUUGAAGACCGACGUACUGAAACAGAUACCCGAUGACCAGUUACUAUUUUUCUGGGCCGACUCGGCGCGCUUUCGGGUGACCGAUCCUAUCAAGUCAGACCUGUGGCAACCUGACUGGAAUCCGCUUGAAAAAGACCAGCAUGCAUAUUACGUCCAGCGUAUCAUUGAUGCCAAUGGCAGGGUUGUGGGCGAGACUGGCCGAUGCAAAGGAAACUGUGAUGCAGGGGCGAGUGAGAGCGGGGAGUACGAAUUUGUGGUGAUCGCAGAUAAUACGGCACCUCCAGAGUUUGAGAAGAAGAUGGUUGCACUUCAGGUUGCACGCAGACAUGACAGGGUCGCGUACCGCAUCAACAUUGCCGCAAUCAGUCAGGCUAGGUGGGAGAAGGCAAACACGACCCACGGGUUGAUCGCACUGGGAAGCGAGGCGGACAUUACGUAGAGCCACAGAGAGCCUCAUUCCCAGAAGACAGGCGUUCGUCUUUUUUUUUCUGGUUGAGCAUACAAUUCAGAUCACGUUGGGAUCGUCGUUUAGGACGACGAUCGGAGUAAUACCGAUACACGUCG